Molecule: messenger RNA, 930 nt
Organism: Alternaria hordeiaustralica
Lineage: Eukaryota; Fungi; Ascomycota; Dothideomycetes; Pleosporales; Pleosporaceae
Exons: 2
Coding region: 1-930 (309 amino acids)
Source: RefSeq, a predicted model, not a curated record
AUGAAGCCUUUUACUCAGACUGUUUCCCCACAAGCCCGCACGGCUGAGACGACAGACCAGAAAGAGACACCAGAUCUUCCACAAUCUACAACUCCUGCAGCGGAAGAUGUCUCACAUGAUCCGUUCCACGACCUGAUCCCCGGCUACCCAAAGCUCGCUGGAAGGAUGGGUAUCAUGCCCGAGAUAGGGAUGUUCAGAAGAUUCGGCGCACUCAAUGCGCGCAACCUACUCUACUACCAAAACGAACUGGUGUACCUAGAGGAUGAGCUGAAGGAGGAAGAGGCUGAAGACGCAAAGAGUCCGGAGGGUAAGAAAGCGAUGUACAGCCAUGAUGCUUAUUGGCUCAACACCGCAAAUCGCACGACAGACGACGAGCUCCGAGACGGCGACAUGAGGCAAAGAGACCUCAUGAUGCACGACGCACUCAUCCAACAGUCCACUAUACUCCAGCGCAUGAAAGAGCCCAGUGCAUUCGAUCUCGACGAUAUCCAGCACUUCUUAGCAAGUGACCACAUGAAAGUACUCGCAGGUCUAGACGGGACUAUCUGGGGUUCUUUUGAACAGCCAAACAGCUACAGCAGAGAGCUUGUCGUCCUCCGGGGUCGAAAGGACACGGAUCCCUUCUCGCGAAACAUGGGCGCAAGAGCUAUUGAUUGGAUUGUGGGGCUUGGUGGUAAGCGCUGGAAGAAAGUCGACGCGAGAUGGGGAACUAUCGCCAUUCAUGACGAGACUAUCCUCUUGUUCACCUUUGGGGUCACUUGUCUUGUUGCUUCGGCUUUGCUGGUCAUUCCCAUCAUCAUGAUUGUGGGCAAGGAGUCUCUCAACGAACAGUUGGUGGUCAUUGUGGCUUCUAACGUGCUCACUGUGGUUUGCUUGGGGUACUUCACUCGGGCGCGGAGGAUUGAUGUUUUCGCUAUUACUGCUGCGUGA